This is a messenger RNA of Bombina bombina (fire-bellied toad), 5922 nucleotides long. Its product is annotated as NACHT, LRR and PYD domains-containing protein 3. Gene Ontology annotation, biological process: positive regulation of inflammatory response. Gene Ontology annotation, molecular function: protein binding. The record is from RefSeq and is a predicted model, not a curated record. Bases 134 to 2788 code for a protein of 884 amino acids. Lineage: Eukaryota; Metazoa; Chordata; Amphibia; Anura; Bombinatoridae. Gene Ontology annotation, cellular component: cytoplasm. The transcript has 10 exons.
UGUAGACGUACUAGGCGUGUACCAGGCUCACGUCGCAGGCCAGUGCACUAUCUUCCAGUCUAUAUUAUAUGGGUCGGGUCUUCCCUGGAAUUCUCUAAAAGUCUGGAAUUUACCAUCACUUUAAAGAAAGAAAAUGGCUUCGUUAUCUGGAAACGUAACGAAAGCGAACUUGGACACUUUCCGCUUACAUCUGUCUCAGUUUUCAAUGUACCAGCUAAGGAUUUUUUUAGAUUACUUCAAAAAUGAUCUCAUCUACAUCAUUGAUACAUUGGACACUUUGGCUUUACUGAGAGAGCUAAGUUAUAGAAAAAUCAUCUCACUUGAGAGCUACCAGUUGUUGAAAGAAGAGUGCGGUGAAGCAUUUUCUCAAUUACUUAUACAAGACAUUUCAGAAAUGGUAAAAGAUGAGAUGCUUGCAUUUUGGGAGAGUCUUUAUUUUCUACAGAAUGACCAUCCUCAUCCUAACCUGUUAGGUGUACUUGAUGAAUUGAUUUUUACAGGUGAUACAUUGGAGCGGCAGAUAUCUCUGGAUGAGUCUGGACAUGCUCUGACUCCGGAUUUAGAGGAAUGCCAGCAGAUACACAAGAAAUUUCUGAUGGAGAAAACUCAGAAUCUGGUGGACAAUAAAGUUCCAGGCCCAAAUCAACAACAUAGUCAAAGCUUUCCUAUUUCAGAACGGUAUUUGGACUUAAGUGUGGUCUCUACUAAUCACUUCAGAAAACGUACUCAGCAUGAAGUCAUAGAAACAGGAGGAAUUCAUGAGCAUUACUUACAGAUAGCUGAGAGUAACUUAGAACGUAUUGCCCCAAACAAGCUGUUCCGCUGGUGUCACAGAAAAAGGUGUGUGCCCCAGUCGGUAUUAGUGAGUGGUGUUCCAGGAGUAGGAAAGACCACCCUAAUGCAGAAAUUUGUGUAUGACUGGGUAAACAGAAAGCUCUACCAGAGAUUUUCUUUCAUUUUUUUCUUUAAAUUUCGAAUUCUCAAUAAAUUUAAUGAGAUUAGCUUGGAAGGGAUGAUUCUUACAGAAUAUCCACAUCUGAAAAGCAAGAUUAGAGACAUUUUAACAGAACCAGAAAAACUGCUCUUUAUAUUUGAUGGUUUAGAUGAAAGUAACCAUCAAAUAGACUUUUCCUUAAGUCCUUUGUGUAGUGAUCCACAGCGCCUGGAAAAUCUACGUGUCAUUGUGGUAAGUCUAGUGAAACAAACUCUUCUCAAAGGCUGCUCCACCUUAAUUACAAGUCGUCCAUCCCGACUAGCAACAAUUGAGAUAGAUGACUUUAAACGCAUUUGUGAAAUUAUGGGAUUUUUUCCUAAACAAAGGCAGAUGUAUUUUGACAAUUUUUUUGGAGACUUGGAAAUGUCGAAAAAGGCAUUUGAAUAUGUGAGAGAAAAUGACAUUCUAUACACAUUCUGCUAUAUUCCAUCAUAUUGCUGGAUUAUUUGUACAGUGUUAUCAAAAUGUUUCACAACCCACGAGGGAAGAACAAAACUUAUGGAAUUAUUGCCUAAAACAAUUACACAACUGUUUGUGACAUUUUUUGCUAAUAUUCUUUCAAAUCACUCUCAAGACGUGGAGCAUGCUAGAUCGCUCUUGUCCUCCAUUGGAUGGAUGGCAGAAAACGGAAUUAUGAAACAAAUUCUUGUAUUUGAUGAAAGAGAUUUAACAUUCUUUGUAGGCCCUGAAUCUCAUUUGUUAUCAAGCUUUAUGGUAGAAGCUCUUCAACCACCAAAUGUGGCCUAUUCCUUCUUCCAUCUUACCAUCCAAGAGUUUUUGGCAGCCUUAGUUCAUUACCUUCAGUUUUCUCCAGAGAAAUUACAGAAAGCUCUUAAUGAUACUAAAUCUUUUGAAGAUGGUCGUUGUGAAAUAUUUCUGCGUUUCCUCUCAGGACUCUCUGAUAGUUCCACCAGGUCACUUUUAAAACCAUACUUUGGAGAGCUCUCAACUGAAACAGCUAAGACUGUCAUUAACUUUCUCAAUGCGUUUGUCAAACAAGAUGCAAAUUUAGAGAAAGAUGAGGUUGACAGUAAGAGAAGGGCUUUGAAUGUGUUUGCUUACCUAUUUGAAUCCCGUAACAGAGUUCUUGUGUCUCAAAUAAAGGGAACAAACAAAAGAUUUGACUUCUCUGAAUUACACCUGGGUCCAAUGGACUGCACAGUCUUAGCUUUUAUCUUAGAAUCGUGCAAAGAAGUAGACCUUGUUGACCUUGACUCGUGUUUUAUUCAGACUGAGGGUUUGGAAAGGAUUUGGAGACAUCUGCAUAUGACUACGGACCUCAGACUCUCUAAAAAUGAUCUGAAGGAUGACGACAUGCAAAGACUUUAUAACAUAAUAUCUAAUCCUUUGUGUAGGAUAGAAAGACUAAGCUUGAAGAAUAAUAAUCUUACAGAAAGAUGCUGUUCAAUUCUGGCAUGUGGAAUAUUAGAAAAUAGAUCAUUGAAAGAGUUGGAUCUGUCUAAAAACAAACUUGCUGGUCCAGAGUUUGAAGAUUUAAUCAGCACUCUGUCCAAUCCAAACUGCACAAUCCAAAAGUUGUCACUCCAGCAGAACAAGCUGAGCGAUGAAUACGCAGACAUUUUACUCAAUCUGACUAAGAACGUGAACCUCACACACCUCAACAUCGGUUCAAAUUAUUUCACUGAUAGAUGUUCUGGGCAAAUCAAGAAGCUCAUACUACAUUCACCCAGUCUAACAGAGGUCAGUGUUGACAAAAAUGAUUUUUCUACAAGUAUGGAUGAAAGUCUAAAGCAGUUGAACAUUCAAAAACCAAGUGUGACGGUUAUUGUAUGAUGAUGAGAUGGUACGAGACAAGCCUCUGCAAAAUGACUGACGACAUACUGAACACGUCAUCAUACAAAGAAAAAAAUUAUGCUGCAUUAUUGUACUAACUUCAGUCUGCAAAAUGAUGUUAUCCAUCUAUAUCCAGUGAAAAACACUGAAAAGUAUUGCUAUGUGAACAUGGAUCAUUUGGACUUCGAUUUCGGCAUUCUAAAAUCCUACUGAUUGACGAUAUUGAUAAAAUAUUAAUUAGCUUUUGGAAAUAAAAUAACUUUAUUUUCAGAGAAUCUUCCAGCACUUACUAAUGAUAGAUUCUGGACAAUGAGGAAGUAGCAACCUCUAUGUCAUAGAAAUAACUUGAUUAGAGAAGUUUUAAUUUCUCUUUUUGGAGGAACUUUGCCAUGAAACAAUAUUAUAACAUCAAUACAUGAAGGACGAAAAAAAAUAAUUCUCAUCAGAACUGACUUUCUGUUAAAUUUGUCAAAUUUAACACAUUUCGGUUGUGGUGGGAAACUACAGUAUGACUUUUAAGAUAGUUCAUCUGUUAUUUUAACACACAAAGUGCAAAAAAAAAGUUAUAAAAUACAGAACUUUUAAUUCAAAAAAGCCUUAAAAUAAUGUGAAUAUUUAGGUGAUAAGUGUCUAGUAUGACUUUUUGUUGUGUUUUUAAAUUCAAGAUUAUUCCAAACAUUAGUAAACCCAGUUAUCCUGUAGUUUUUAAGUAGCUGUAUAUCACUUUACUUUUUAUUGAAAGAAUUCAGCAACGGAAUUCCAGUCCACCGGAAAACACUUUCUCAGAUUUUCACAGAUUUUGUACUUCUUUAUUUCAAUUUUAUUUUUGCAUUUGCAGUACCAUAUUGUAUCUGUUCCAUCAGCUUUUUCAGAUAUAAAGGGCCAGAUUACAAGUGGAGCACUAAAUAGCGCUCCACUGAGUAAUACCAACGCACGCUAAUGUGCGCUGGUAUUACAAGUUAAGUGCAAUGUGAAAGAAAACUAGCGUUGCAUUGCUAGGAAGCAUUGCAUUCAUGAGAGCACACUUCCAUAGGCUCCAGUGGGAGCGUCAUUGUCAUCCCAUCUCAGAACCUAGUACAGCAAAGGGAACACACAGUUCCCAUAGACGGCAAUGUAAAGGCACUUUUCAGUGCGUUUUUUUUUUCCAAUACCCCACUCCCGUCAACUUUACCCCCAAAAUACUGCCUAGUACAGUUAUUUUAUUAAAAAAUAUAUAUAUAUAUAUAAUACCCUACACUGUAUUUUGGGGGCAUUUGGGAUUGAGAUCUGAUCUCUGGUUAAUUUUAUAAGCACUCACAGUAGCAAUAACCAGCCACUUGUAAUGGCAAAUUUGCCCAUUAGCAGGCCCACAAUAAAUUAGCGCUCCACAUGUAAUCUAGCCCAAAGUAGUUUAUGCAUGUUCAGAUAUUAGUAUCUGACUACUUAAAAGUACUCAUUUGAAAAUUGCCAAAAGUUUUAUGAAUUUACUAAUUGUCCAUGUCUGAUAUUAUUAGUGAAAUUAACAGAUCUGCUUAGAAACAUAUUAGUAACUCUAUUAACAAUAUUGAAUCAAUUUGCUGUCACAUUUUACUUUCCCUUUAGCCAUGUAUCUUUUGUUCCAUGAAGGUCUUUGAAAACACCUGGGCAAAAGCUUAUAAAACAUUUUUUUUUCUUUCAAUAAUAAAAAACUGGAUUUUCCUGAAAUUUUAAUCUUAACGGGACAGUAAACACCUUGAGAUUCUGAUACAAAAUGUUUAGUUAUGCGUAAAGAAACAACUUUGCGCUAUAUUUUCAUUAUUUAUUUUGCCCCCUUCUCGUGUAAUUUAGCUCAGAAAAUUGAGCAAUUUUUAAUUCUCAGAACCCUGCUGACUUGUCAAGUCUAACCCUGCUACACAUAUGUCCUUAAAUGGCUUUGUUAACUGCAAAAAAAUUUAGUAACUUUAUGACAGUGGCUACCCUUGUUGCUGAUAUGUUAUUUUAUAGCAAAACAACAGAAAUGUCUUGUAAUUACAAGGUGUUUACUGUCCCUUUAAUUUAAAUGACACCUAAUGAAAUACAUUCAAUUGGUUUUUUAAAAAAAAACUUAACAUUAAUCUGAGCUGUGUGCAUUGUUUUUUGUGGCAAACCUGUACAAUGGUAUUAGAGACAUAAGGCCUGAUGAUCUAAAGCUAUAUGGUCUAGAAAGAUUGUCUUAAUAAGUCUUGUUUGUUCUGAGAAGUCCCUUAAAGUGAAGGUAAACUUAGCAGGAUUCGAUUAUAGUAAACGUUAAGACAAAUAAAAUAAAUAGUACUUUAAUUCAUGAUUUUAUUCAAUUUUAUAUAUUAAGAGUUAUCAACUUAUUUCUUUCUAGAUCGUUUAGUUUCACAAACAACCCGUUUUUUUGGGGGGUUUUUUAUCCGUCCGGUCACGUGUGGGCAUCAUCCAAUAGUAAGUCUGGCCGUUAGGCGGCCGUCAUUUGACGUAACAACAGUUCUUGUCCUUCUGCGCAUGCGUUUGGUUUACUUCAUCUCCAUUCCAUGCCGGGCUCGCUCCAGUUUCGCAUUCACGCAGGCGCAAAUAGAACAUAGGGCUAAGUGUGCGCAUGCGCAAAUUGCCCUGGAAGCGAGAACGCGCUUUUGAAUUACGUAUAGAGCGGGUGGGACCGCUCUGUAUGUAUUAGACUGAAAAAAUCAGGAAAUUCAUGGAGGGAGGAGAUAAUAAUGGAAGCGUGAGUAGAUAAAAAUACUUUAUAAUGCAAUCAUAUAUAUUGAAAUAGUUUUAAAAAAAAUAGCGAUCGUACUAUAUAGCAUAUGCAAAAUAUAAUAAAGCUUAGAAACAGGAAAACUUUACCUUCACUUUAAACAAUUUUAGAAUGGCAAACUGUAGCUUGAGUAUAUGUUCCAAAUAGCGGUGUAGAACUCUCCAGGGAACAAGGCUGUAAAGCCUCUGUCUCUCUCUGUAAACUUAUUUUUCACAUUUCUACAUCAUAGUGGUUAAUUAAUGGGAGGUAUAUUUUGGACAUAUAUGGAGUUCACCUCAUUUGGGGGAGUAUGGCUUAAAUUUUAUUGCUUUUGAAAACAACAGUUAAUCACUUGUGAGCUCUGAAGUAAAGUUGUUUUGCUGUUGAUUUACACUGUUUCAAGUUCUUGCUCUUCUUUAAUAAACCAUUCAUUUAA